AGAACCGCCAUUAUGACAUUGCAAAAAAGAAUCCGGAGACCCAACGAAGUCGACAAAUUCACUUGAACUGGAUUUUUCUCUUCGCUUAAGAAGAAAUCCCGAACGAAAGGAAGAAAAUAAAGCAUACGGGAGGAAGAAGAGGAAUGGGCCCUUGGGCCUUUGGCGUAUUUCUCAUCCUCGUAUCAACUCUGGGUCUUCUCCUGAAUGGCUACGUUCUCCUUGUCGUUCUCAGUCUUAAUAAACAGACGCAGCAGCAGCAGACGUCGAAUACUUUACUGCUGAUCCACUUGGGCGCCGUGGAAGCAGCGGUGUGCCUGAUACUGCUGAUUUUCGCAACCGGCUCGUGGCCGGUCGCAGGUACGUGGUGCGUCCUUCACGGAUUUCUACUGGCGUUGUUACACCCGGUUGCUCUGUGGACCGUCACCGGAUUAAACUGCGACAGGUAUUACGCGAUCGCCGCACCGCUGCACUACGCCGCCUUGGUCUCUCCGCGCCGCGUGAUCGUCGGGUUGGCUGCCUCUUGGACGGGCGCUCUACUCCUGUGCUUGCCGCCGUUCUCGGGUCUAGUGCCACCUUAUAAGUAUAGCCCAGGGUUGGGUUGCUGCGCCCCGGAUUUCGGGAACGGAUCCGCCGCGGCGCUCUACGGUGCCGUUUACGCCAUCCUGGGCCUGGGACUGCCGGCCGUUCUCGUGACGGUCUGCAAUUUACGCGUGCUGGGUAUAGCGCGGUACCAUCGGCACCGUAUCGCCAGCGCGAUCUACGAGGUCACUCUAAGCGCCCAGGUGACCAUCACCCAUCAGCGAAAUCCAUUUUUUGUGCCAACUGUCACCGCACCCUCCGCCGGCGGGCCGCCGCGUUUUCACAGUGCUGCCAGCACGGUGAUGCAACUGGUCGGCUCUCUGUAUCUGCUCUACUUUCCGUAUUGCGGACUCAUCCUCUGGGAAGCUUGCGACGCCGGUAAUCAGCACCGUCUUCACGCGCAUCCUAAGCUCGCCUCUUUAGCAUCGCUCCUCCUCGCGUGCUCGCCACCCAUCAACGGCUUGCUCUACGGCUUGAAAUCGCAGACCCUGCGACGAUCCGUGCAGAACUACUGGCGGAAAAAGGCAACUAAGUCGGAAUUGCAGCAGGAGAUUCAGGCGAGAACGCCGAGCGUCGCGGGCUCGAGAAGACCUUCCGGCAGCGGAAACGCUUCCUUCUUCCCAUUCCCGCCUCUACAACGGAGGCUAAGCGAGGCGUUAUUGGCCCUCGGCUCGUGCAGGACCGGGGGUAGUUUCAAAAGCAAUAAUCUGGGGUUCCAGCGUGGCAGAUUGCAACCCGCCGCCUCGUGUAAUACUCUCAGAGUGCCGACCGCUGAAUCAGGUGAGCCGAGCAAAUUGGUGAGGGCGAGCGCGAGUGCCGCCAGUCUGAUGGGUCCCCAUUAUCGGAGCGACUUUAUCGGGGCGGAUUCGGGCGCGGAAUGCUCCAUAGCUAUGUGCGAGACCCCGAGGAGAAGCCCGAGGAUCCUCAUAACGCGCGCGUACAGCGAGGAGAGCCAAGACGGAGGCAGCCCCCUUCUGAGAAAACCCCUCAAUUCCAAUACUAAUCCACCGCCGUGCGAAAAACGCCGAUGGCGACACUGCAGCACCGGAAGUGAGAGCAGCACGGGAAGCAGCGACGCAAGCGUAUGGACCACCGGCGUGACACCGAAGUACGGCAAGGGUAACGCGAAGAACUCGGACGGCUGGUCGUCACAUACGCGCCACGUACGUGGCAAAAAUCUAGAAGAAGGCGCCCUGUCAACCGCGAUCAGGCCGAACAAUAACAGCGAGAGCAGCGAUACCACGGACACGACUACAGCCACGACAACAACUACUACGCUGCUUAAAUCUCUCGCCAUGGAGACUGGCGAACAGAAUGAAAAAGAGAAGGAGAGGGUGAAUGGUAACAUGAAGAAAAAAGAGUUCAGCGAGAGCGAAAGCAGUUGGAGUAGCGUCGAAGAAAUCGAAACCAAGGCAGAGAGGAACGACGAAGACGACAAUCUUGAGAGAUCGAAGGAGGGUCCGCAAACGAGACCACCGAGGCGAAAGUUGAAAAGCAGCAAUCGCGAACCCGAAGUUUCCGCGGAGGAUCAUGAAGAGGCUGCGCAGCUGAGGCCACUUCUAACUCCCUCUUCUUAAGCCUACCCUCUUAAAUGUAUUUUCCUUUGAAUAAUCCGUUCGUGUAUGCGUGUGGUGUGCGCGUGUAUGUGAAUAUAUGUAUGUGUGCAUGUGUGUUGCGAACAAAAUAAAAUUUCACCGCGUGUAUUUAAGCGACACUGAUACACAUGGCGUUCACAGGAAGUUUCUAAAUAAAUGAACAUACAAUCGCGUGACACGUUUAUUUCGUGAAUUUACAAGAAUAAAGUUAGCCGGUGAAGAGUUGCGGUAAAGAGCUACUUUUAUAACUUGCAUUUACAAUAUUCGUGUUUGCGACACGAGAGCGAGGAGAAGGUAUUCGACAAAUAAUUUGUCCAAAAAUGUACGUUUCGUAGGCUGAUCUCUUACGUGUCUUAACGCACUGUAAAAAGUUUGAAGGAAAUAUGGAUUUGUUCUUUGCAGAUCCUUACAUUCGACAUUAAUAUAUAUACAUCGACAUAUCCUGAAAUUAUAUUUUUGUACUUUCACUCUGCGACGUUAUGUGACGCGACAAUGACGUGAGACCAUCUUUUGCAACAAAAACCGAAGAACUGAUUAAUACACCGUUGGCAAACUCGUUUUCGAGAAAUUUGUUCGCUCGUCCUGAAGAAUUAAUCAAUGAUCGUUUCCGAUCAAAUACCGAUAAAAAGUUUGCGUCAGCGAUGAAUUCGCGAAAACUCGUUAUCUACGAAAGUUCCGGUCCAAUUUAUCUUUAAUUUUCCGAAGCAAGUCAUACAGACUCGCAGUGGAGAGUGGAGAACAACGGAUGGAAGUCGGACACCCGAGAAAGUUCUUUUGACAGAAAGUGGCAACAACGUCAGAAUCAAAGAUGUGAAUUCCGAGGAAUGUUCGAACGGUAAGUUUAUCGAGCGCCGAGUUACGCUAUUUAGGAAAGAAAAAUAAAUUAAAAAAUGUUUGUGUCUUUUGUAAAUGUCAAGUUUCGCUCGAUAGUUACAAUCGUAGACGUAAAUUCCACAACUGUUUUGUGACUGACGUCUACGCGAUAAUUAUUUUUAUUAGCAAUGUAGAUAAAGCUAAAAUUAACCGAUAGUGUAAGUAGCCAUUGGAAUUGAUCCAAAAAAACUGCUUAGAGCAUAUGUGUGCGUACAAUUCUAUGUAUACAAAUAUC
Messenger RNA from Temnothorax curvispinosus, 3282 nucleotides. RefSeq lists its product as uncharacterized. Gene Ontology annotation, biological process: G protein-coupled receptor signaling pathway. Gene Ontology annotation, molecular function: G protein-coupled receptor activity. The transcript is spliced from 9 exons. The record is from RefSeq and is a predicted model, not a curated record. Gene Ontology annotation, cellular component: membrane. NCBI's taxonomy places the organism in Eukaryota, Metazoa, Arthropoda, Insecta, Hymenoptera, Formicidae. The coding region runs from base 144 to 2156 and encodes 670 amino acids.